GUUUUUGACUGGCGGCUUCUCCAUCAACAUCUGCUCCUCUCGCGAGAAAGCCAACGCGAGGCGCGCUAUUCGUAAGGUUCGCCGGAAGUGACAUCGACGCGCCAACAGAAAGCGUUCUCGUGGAUUUGUAGGUGACCGUUCCUGUUCCACUUCCUUUCGCCCGCCGAAAACGCGUGAAGUUUGACUUGUUAGUCGAGAGGUUUACGCACGAAUGACGUUUGACCGCGAGCGUGACAAUUGUUGGUUAAGCCGCGUUACGCGUUCCUAAAUUUUCACUCCCGAAAGCUCUCGUUUCCUGUUCAGUCGACUUCCAACGAUUCGAUUCCCCCGUUUUUCUUCUUUUCCGCUUAUCGUUUCCGCAGUUCGUUGGAAAGAAGAGGGAAAGAUUCGGAAGCAUGUCGAACAUAAUUCGUCUGGUGGUGAACAACUACAAUGAAAUCUUGGAGGUCAACAAAGAAAUGAUGGUAGACUCCUGGCCAAUGAUGAACUCGCCUGGUCCCAUGCUGUGCAUCGUUGGAACAUACUUGGCGUUCGUUUUGAAAGUUGGGCCGAAAAUGAUGGAAAAGAGGCCGGCCUUUCAACUGAACAGCCUGCUGAUCCUCUACAACGCGGUUCAAGUCCUCUUCAGCAUCUGGCUGACGCUUAAAUUCUUCGAACCGGGUGUCGCACCCCUCAUAUACUCGCCUAAAUGCAAUGCAAAUCGAUCACCCUCAGACUUACGAAUUCAAGCCACGGUGACAAAAGCUGCCUGGUGGUACUUCGUCGCGAAACUAGUCGAACUUCUUGACACGGUGUUCUUCGUUCUACGAAAGAAGCAAAACCAAGUGACUUUCCUGCACGUGUACCACCACACGAUAACGUCGAUAUUCUCGUGGUGCUACUUGAAAUUCCUUCCCGGCGAACAAGGUGCUCUGAUCGGUUUUUUGAAUACCUUCGUGCACAUCGUCAUGUACUCGUAUUAUCUGAUAGCAGCUCUUGGCCCCGAGUACAAGAAAUACUUGUGGUGGAAGAAGUACAUGACCUGGAUCCAAUUGGUGCAGUUCUUCGUGAUGCUCGGCUAUCAAUUGAUGAUCCUCGUGAUGGACUGCAAAGUACCAAAGGCUCUCACGUAUUUCUUUAUAACAAACGCGAUAAUCUUCAUUUACUUGUUCGGUGAUUUUUAUCAGAAAGCGUACAAAAAGAAACAAAUUUAAUGAGCGACGUUACGUCGCUAUCAACAAUGGGAAAAUUGGGCAAACAUUUGAUCUAAAAUUAAAGAAAAAAGAGGAGAAGACAGAAAAGGGAGAAGAAGUUCGUGUCGAAUCAGAGCGAGUGAGCCGAAUAAAAGAACAUGAAAACUGACUCUCAUUCAAAAUGAAAUUCCAGCUUCGAAUAUCAGAUGGCAUUUACAAAAAAAAAGACAAGGUAAAAAGUAGAAAAUAGAAAAG
Frieseomelitta varia is the source of this 1427-nucleotide messenger RNA. It is a transcript of the gene bond, whose product is annotated as elongation of very long chain fatty acids protein AAEL008004. The transcript has 6 exons. Bases 396 to 1193 code for a protein of 265 amino acids. Gene Ontology annotation, biological process: very long-chain fatty acid biosynthetic process; fatty acid elongation, polyunsaturated fatty acid; sphingolipid biosynthetic process. Gene Ontology annotation, molecular function: fatty acid elongase activity. Gene Ontology annotation, cellular component: endoplasmic reticulum membrane. The record is from RefSeq and is a predicted model, not a curated record. Lineage: Eukaryota; Metazoa; Arthropoda; Insecta; Hymenoptera; Apidae.